UGCUCAUCUAGAGAGAGGGAAGUAAACGUGAGGUUGACUGUUUCCAUCACUAGUCUUGGUUUCAUGCGUGAACAGUCAUUGACGAGGAACACAGGUGCUCUUGACCAAAACUGGGCUUCGCUUGAAAAUUCGGACUUCGGAGAAAACAAUUGUAGACGUCUUGCCAAAUGAACCAUCGCCUUUUGGAAGUGUUUUAUCUUUACGGGACUAUUUGGUUCUACAGUAUGUGUAAGGCCUGAAGAAGCGGUAUGAGGUCAAAUGGUACACAUGAGCUCUACUUGAAUGCCCGUGUUUGGGCAUCGGCAGUUUCUUUCAUCAUUUUGGCUUUUUUCAACCUGGUUAUAAACUGGACCAUAGUGCGCGAGGAGCGCCUCCGGAGCCACGCGCGCUUCGUCCUCGUGUUCCAUUUGUUAUUCUCCGCACUGGUGUACUUUGCAGUAUGUUUUACCUUCUACUUACAGAUCUACGUGGUUGCUGCUACCACUUUACCAAUCUGCAUGGUACUAAUAGGACUCCUGAUGACAAGCGGUUCUAAUAUCAUCCUCACCAUCACGGCUAUGGCCCUGGACCGUUAUUUCGCCAUCUGCCACCCGCUCCAUUACAGCAAGGUUUGUUUCAAACCAUGGCCGUGGCUAAUUGGGAUCCUAACAUGGGGAUUUGCGUCUAUCAUUCCUCUUAGCCUUACUCCCAGUAUGAAAAAUAACUCAGUACCACAGUGUGGAAGGGAAGCACUGCGAGGUGGAGAGAUGCACAAGAUUAUUUUAAUAUCAGUUUGCACUUUUCUUAUUGUGUGCAGCUAUGUGCGGAUCUUAUAUGAGGGUCGACGUUUGGGUGUGCUGAAUCGGCGCAACCGAGCUGCGUGUAGGACCAUUGCUCUGCACGGCUCGCAGCUCACAGUCUAUAUCCUCCCGAAUUUCAUACUCUUUUUGCUUCAUAUACUUAAAAGCAAAGGAAUAAUCGAGGGCGGCACAAAGGAGCUUUUUGCUGUCAUAAGUUUUGCCUUCUUCAGCUUGGCGCAGUGCGUCGCCCCGAUAGUGUAUGGACUGCGUAAAGAGGAACUUUUAGAACAUCUGUGUCAUCGGUUCCCGUGUUUGUCCGGCCGCUUGAAAAGUAUUUUGGAGUGGACUGUCAACAUAACCCAUCCCAAACGGUUUCGCCAGCAAAGGGAGAGGAGAAUGACUUCAGAGACUUUGUUAUCGAGGGAGAUCUCUCAGACGACUGUGUGACCAGGCCUGAUGUUAAUUUCUCCAAAUGGAACAUUUACUGAGAUAAUAACAUUGAAUCCCAUCUUUUUUCUUUUCUUUAUCCACUGGGUGUCUUAGAUAUCUGAAAUUCAGGUAUCACAUUGUCUACCAAGAAAACAAACUUAAAAGCUUUCAGAAAAGUUUGAUAGCCUAACUACUUUUAAAAUAAGUAAUUAAUCAUCUCAAGGUGACAGCUCAGCAGUUGCUGCAUCAGCAGCAGAACUAUAGAAGUGUUCUUGAAUCACUCUCGCAGAGUGGUCAGCUGUGAUAUCUGUAUUAACAGAAACUGUCAAUAGUAGGCCUAACAAGAAAGUAAUAUUAUUAUAAUGUAGACAAGAUAGUGAUAUUAAUCAUUUUAAAAAAAACAACUUUGGGAAAUGCGUGUAUUGAGUUAUCUUACCAUACUGUUAAAAUACCAGGGAUGAAGAAUAGAUGUUUAUCAAUAAUAGGUAGCUGUAACAAUUAUGCGGCAGUAUAGUAACAAUUAUCCGUUAGACCUGAAUGCUUGUUUCUGUAAAAGCAGAACCAAUCUCCUCUCCAGGAUCUUUGUUUUAGAAUGACUGAACAGUAUUAUGCAAUGUCAGGAUCAAAUUCCUAAGUCAAACUGGCUGUACAUAAAUAUAAGCUAAAGGCAGACGUAAACAAACAUAAAACUUGGACUAUGUGACUGUGAAACAUAAUUAAAUAAUAACUAAUGUCAAUGUAAAUAAUGUUAAUACAGUUUUGAGAGAGUUUUGAAGUGUUGUCUGUGAUAAGAGCUUAUUAGUAUUGGCUAAAAUGUGCAAUUAUGCAUUGAAAGAUGUCGAUAUUUGAUACAUUAUUUCUUUAACCGCAGCAUCAUGAGCAAGUCAAACUGUACACUCUUUUUAUAUAAGGCCACCGACAUUCAUUUACAGUUUCCUGUAAAAGGUACCCUAACAUGACUUGACAAAUUGCAUGCAGAAACUAAGAAACAAAAAAGUAUGUGUAUGUGGGAGAUCUGAGAUGUUAAGCACUGCAAAAAGUGUACACUUACAAAGUCACUUACAAAAAAGUUUUGUGUGUUUGCAAAAUGAGUUCUAACAAGCUUUCUGGGAGAUGACAGACACAUAUACAGUAUAUUUAAGAUACAUUGUUUUACAAAGUGUCCAAUGACAGGACCAAAUGUAACAUCUGCUUGUGUAGUCAUCCAUUAAUCUAAUUUCUAAAUUAGGGGAAAAUGGUGCAGUACUUUUGACAAGCAAUUAAUGUGGUAUUUGUAUGGACCUAGUUUAUAGGUUACUUCUUUUUAAAUAAAUAAAUAACCCUUUGUGUUUAUGUUCA
Molecule: messenger RNA, 2546 nt
Organism: Myxocyprinus asiaticus (Chinese sucker)
Lineage: Eukaryota; Metazoa; Chordata; Actinopteri; Cypriniformes; Catostomidae
Product: odorant receptor 131-2-like
Exons: 2
Coding region: 249-1226 (325 amino acids)
Biological process (GO): G protein-coupled receptor signaling pathway
Cellular component (GO): membrane
Molecular function (GO): G protein-coupled receptor activity
Source: RefSeq, a predicted model, not a curated record